CAUUUUUGGCGGGAAGCAUUUUCCAUGUUUUCCUCGCAUUUCCUUGCAAACAGCGUCUUCGAAAACAUCUUUAACAGCAGCUGUCUGUAUUUAUUGUUAUCCGCCAGCUGCACAUUUACAAAACAAAGAAUAUGGCUCGACGCGACUAUGCCCAAGAUAAAGAAUCUAUCAAGACCUUUCUGUCUGAAUUCUGCAAAUGCAACGACGAGGACGGCAAGAAGGAGUUUGUUUAUGGCUCCCAACUGGUGAAACUGGCCCAUCGGGAGCAGGUUCUGAUCACCAUCGAUCUGGAUGAUCUGGCGGAGUUCAACGAGAGCCUGGCGGAGGCGGUAAUCGAGAAUUGCCGACGUUACGCGGCUAUUUUCAGCGAUGUUAUUGCCGAACUGCUGCCCAGCUACAAGCAGCAGGAGGUGCACGCCAAGGAUGCCCUGGAUGUGUACAUCGAGCACCGGUUGAUGAUGGACGCCCGCACCCGGAAUCCCAUGGAGCAGCGCGACGAGCGAAACAGCUUCCCCGCGGAGCUGAUGAAGCGAUUUGAGGUAGGGUUCAAGCCACAGUCUACGGAAAAGGCGCACUCCAUACGCGAGGUUAAGGCCCAGCACAUUGGAAAACUGGUCACAGUACGUGGCAUCGUCACUCGCUGCACGGAGGUUAAGCCCAUGAUGGUGGUGGCCACCUAUACAUGCGAUCGUUGCGGUUCGGAGACCUAUCAGCCCGUGAACUCGCUUUCCUUUACCCCGGUGCAUGAUUGCCCAUCAGAUGACUGUCGAGUGAACAAGGCUGGCGGCAGACUGUACCUGCAGACGCGCGGCUCCAAGUUCAUCAAGUUCCAGGAGCUCAAAAUUCAAGAGCACAGUGACCAGGUGCCAGUGGGUCACAUUCCCCGCACCAUGACCGUGCUCUGCCGCGGAGAAGUAACUCGAAUGGCUCAGCCGGGCGACCACAUUGUGGUAUCUGGUGUAUUCUUGCCUCUGGUGCGCAGUGGCUUUGCCCAGAUGAUUCAAGGUCUGCUGUCGGAGACCUUCUUGCAGGCUCACCGCAUUAUUUGCAUCAACAAGAACGAUGAGAUUUCGGAAAAGGAUGCCGAACUUACCCCCGAAGAACUGGAAGAGUUGGCCCAGGAUGACUUCUACGAACGCCUGGCCACCAGCUUGGCUCCUGAAAUCUACGGGCAUCUGGAUGUUAAGAAGGCUUUGCUGCUCCUCUUGGUAGGAGGAGUGGACAAACGCCCGGACGGCAUGAAAAUCCGUGGCAACAUCAACAUCUGCUUGAUGGGCGAUCCCGGUGUGGCCAAGUCCCAGCUGUUGGGCUACAUCAGCCGUCUGGCAGUGCGCUCCCAGUACACCACCGGCCGAGGAUCCUCAGGAGUGGGUUUGACGGCGGCGGUGAUGAAGGAUCCACUCACCGGAGAGAUGACUCUGGAGGGAGGAGCUCUGGUGCUGGCAGAUCAGGGUGUGUGCUGCAUUGACGAGUUCGACAAGAUGGCUGAUACUGAUCGUACAGCUAUCCACGAGGUGAUGGAGCAGCAGACCAUCUCCAUAGCCAAGGCCGGAAUCAUGACCACUCUGAAUGCUCGCGUUUCCAUUCUGGCAGCUGCCAAUCCUGCUUUUGGUCGCUACAAUCCCCGUCGCACUGUCGAGCAAAACAUCCAGCUGCCAGCAGCUCUUCUCUCCCGUUUCGAUCUGCUCUGGCUCAUCCAAGACAAGCCGGAUAGGGACAAUGAUCUGCGUCUGGCCAAGCACAUCACCUACGUGCACAGCCACAGCAAGCAGCCACCGACACGGGUCAAGGCUCUGGACAUGAAUCUCAUGCGGCGCUACAUCAACCUGUGCAAGCGCAAGAACCCAACCAUUCCGGACGAGCUCACCGACUACAUUGUGGGCGCUUAUGUGGAGCUGCGUCGCGAGGCGCGCAACCAAAAGGACAUGACCUUUACUUCGGCCAGGAACCUGUUGGGCAUUCUUCGUCUGUCCACGGCUUUGGCUCGUCUACGUCUGUCCGAUCGUGUGGAGAAGGAUGAUGUGGCCGAGGCGUUGCGAUUGCUGGAAAUGUCAAAGGAUUCGCUCAACCAGAUACACGAGCACCAGAAGGGACAUGUUCCCAACACCUCUGAUCGCAUCUUUGCCAUCGUUCGUGAACUGGCCGGUUCGGGCAAGGCCGUGAAGAUUGCCGACAUCAUGGAUCGCUGCACAACGAAGGGCUUCAAACCCGACCAGGUGGACAAAUGCAUCGACGACUACGAGGAGCUCAAUGUCUGGCAGGUCAACAUGGGACGCACCAAGAUCACCUUCAUGUAGAGUUCCAAUCA
Drosophila bipectinata is the source of this 2308-nucleotide messenger RNA. It is a transcript of the gene Mcm7, whose product is annotated as minichromosome maintenance 7. Gene Ontology annotation, cellular component: MCM complex; nucleus. Lineage: Eukaryota; Metazoa; Arthropoda; Insecta; Diptera; Drosophilidae. Gene Ontology annotation, molecular function: ATP binding; single-stranded DNA helicase activity; ATP hydrolysis activity. Gene Ontology annotation, biological process: double-strand break repair via break-induced replication; DNA replication; DNA replication initiation. The record is from RefSeq and is a predicted model, not a curated record.